CUCCUGCAGUGAGGGGCUCGGCUGGCCGCGAGUGAGGGGUGUACGCGGCCGGCUCCUCGCAGCCUGGUGCUUCGGAUGGACCAAAGUUACAGGUGCAAAUUAACACAGAUGUGCAUCUGCCCAGCUGGCCAUCCUGGCCAGGUUUGGCCCUUCCAUUGGCCAAAGCAAUGGCCAAAGAUUACCUUCCAAAUGACUGUCUUAAUACCACGGUUGUGCAAGAGGAGGGUUUUAGCCAAGUGUGGAGCAUGUGGGGUCCUGUUCUCCAUGAGCGGAGAGCAGAAGCAGUUGAAGUCACUGCAAGGGAGCACUGGCUUGGGCACCGGGGAAAACCUUCAUCUCCAGUAGGAGUAAGUGCAGGUUACCUAAGCAGUGGCUCUGGGCUUUCAGUGAGUGCUCCUCCAAGCACCCAUAAGGAGCAAAAUAAGUGGGCCUGAUCAGGUCAGCUCCUGUUCAAGAAAGGAAUAGCCUCAGUGUGUCUUUAUGUGCCUCGUAUUGAAUAGGAAAAUUGAAAGACCAUCAGAAAUACAGCCUUGGCUUGCCUCUCCUUAAACGUGCCAUUGUUUCUUAUACAAGCAAUAGAAUUUCGUGUUAUUUAUUUCUGAGCAGGCUUAAUGCUCUCCCCAUUCUGGAGAUGCACAGGUACCUGCCUUUCCAACAGCCUCCUUCUGUGCUUGGACACUUGGAGGUCUCCUGCCUAGGUAGACGGAGGACAACUUGGCCUUCAAUGACGCGGGAGCUCAGCAGCACCAAGCCCUCGUUCCGUCGGAAGAGGAAGCAAGAGAGACACUUCGCAGACCCGACCGGCUGCCCUGGGCAUUCCCAGCUCCACCUCGGGUCCCCUAAGUUGCCCGUCCUCGCCGCGGGACGUUGGGCGGGGCGGGCCCGCCUCGUGCCCUCCCCCCCCUGCCCGCCCCUGUCACCGCCUGCCGGCGCGGCUCGCGGAGCCGGAGCUGUCCACAGAGGGUGGUGCUGAAGGCAGGGAGGAAGCGGAGGGACGCGGACAUCUUCGCUCCCCUAAUUUCCUCCCUGCCUCCUGCAGCCAUUUUGCACCACCGAGGCUGGAGGAGGUGCAAAGGAGGGGGGGAGCUGUAGGGGAUGAAGGGAAGGAGAAAAAGAGUUAUGGAGAGCAAAGAGGCAGUUAUGGGAUACACCGACUGAUAUGUCUGCUAAGACUGGCUCACAGCAGCAGCUGUCAUCAGCAUCAUGGUGAAAAGGAAAAGCUCAGAGGGCCAGGAGCAGGAGAGCGGCCGUGGUAUCCCUCUGCCCAUCCAGACCUUCCUAUGGAGGCAAACCAGUGCAUUUUUAAGACCUAAACUGGGGAAACAAUAUGAAGCUUCCUGCGUGUCUUUUGAAAGAGUUUUAGUAGAGAACAAGCUUCAUGGCCUUUCUCCAGCUCUCUCUGAAGCCAUCCAGAGCAUUUCUCGCUGGGAACUUGUCCAGGCUGCGCUCCCACAUGUGUUACACUGCACCGCAACAUUGCUCUCCAACCGAAACAAGCUAGGACAUCAGGAUAAACUUGGAGUAGCUGAAACAAAGCUUCUUCACACUCUUCACUGGAUGCUGCUGGAGGCUCCUCAGGACUGCAGCAAUGACCGAUUUGGAGGAGACAGAGGUUCUAGCUGGGGAGGGAGCAGUAGUGCCUUUAUCCACCAGGCUGAAAACCAAGGGUCACCAGGACAUCCCCGACCCAGCACCAUGAAUGAUGAGGAGGAGAACAACAGAAGGAAGUUCUUCCAAAAUUCCAUGGCCACCGUGGAGCUCUUUGUGUUCCUCUUUGCUCCUCUUGUCCACAGGAUUAAAGAAUCUGACCUGACAUUUCGGUUGGCUAGUGGCCUUGUUAUUUGGCAGCCGAUGUGGGAACACAGGCAACCUGAAGUGUCUGCUUUCAAUGCCCUUGUAAAACCAAUCAGGAACAUUGUUACAGCUAAAAGAAGUUCUCCUACCAACAAUCAGAGUGUGACUUGUGAAUCCCCUAAUCUGGACAGUGGUCAUACAGAGGGACUACAGGUGGUCUGUGAGACGACCCUGCCAGAUUCUGUACCUCCAAAGCCCACUGUUUCAGCAUGUCAUCGUGGAAAUUCCUUGGAAGGAAGCGUGUCCUCUCAAACCUCUCAGGAGAGAGGUACUCCACAUCCCAGAGUGUCCAUGGUGAUCCCACCAUGCCAGAAAUCUCGCUAUGCCACUUACUUUGAUGUGGCAGUGCUGCGCUGCUUGCUGCAGCCACAUUGGUCUGAGGAGGGCACACAGUGGUCACUGAUGUAUUACCUGCAGAGACUGAGGCAUAUGCUACAGGAAAAGCCGGAGAAACCACCUGAGCCAGAGAUCACUCCUUUGCCGAGACUUCGCAGUAGCUCCAUGGUGGCUGCUGCACCCUCACUGGUGAAUACCCACAAAACUCAGGAUCUUACAGUGAAAUGUAACGAGGAAGAAAAAUCGCUAAGCACAGAAGCGUUUUCCAAGGUUUCACUGACCAACUUGCGUAGGCCAGCAGUUCCGGAUCUCUCCACAGAUCUGGGGAUGAACAUCUUCAAAAAGUUUAAAAGCCGCAAAGAGGACAGAGAGCGUGAGCGCAAAGGGUCAAUUCCUUUCCACCAUACUGGGAAGAAGCGUCAACGGAGAAUGGGGAUGCCCUUCCUUCUCCAUGAGGACCAUUUGGAUGUUUCGCCCACUCGGAGCACUUUUUCAUUUGGCAGUUUUUCUGGCAUUGGAGAGGACCGCCGUGGCAUUGAGAGAGGAGGAUGGCAAACCACUAUACUGGGAAAGUUCACCAGACGGGGGAGCUCUGACACAGCAACGGAAAUGGAAAGCCUGAGCGCUAGGCAUUCACACUCUCACCACACUCUUGUCUCUGAUCUGCCAGACCACUCAAACAGCCAUGGAGAGAACACAGUCAAAGAAGUGCGGUCCCAGAUCUCUACCAUCACUGUGGCCACCUUCAACACUACCCUGGCUUCAUUCAAUGUGGGCUAUGCCGAUUUCUUCAGUGAGCACAUGAGGAAGCUUUGCAAUCAGGUGCCCAUCCCUGAGAUGCCCCAUGAGCCUCUUGCGUGUGCCAACCUCCCGCGGAGCCUGACAGACUCAUGCAUCAAUUACAGUUGCUUGGAGGAUACGGAUCACAUUGAUGGAACCAACAACUUUGUCCACAAGAACGGCAUGCUGGAUCUCUCGGUAGUCCUGAAGGCUGUUUACUUGGUCCUGAACCAUGACAUUAGCUCCAGGAUUUGUGAUGUGGCACUGAACAUUGUGGAGUGCUUGCUUCAGCUUGGAGUGGUGCCAUGUGUAGAGAAAGUCCGGAGGAAGAGUGAGAACAAAGAAAAUGAAGCCCCUGAAAAGAGACCAAGUGAAGGAUCCUUCCAACUCAAAGCUUCUGGAGGUUCAGCUUGUGGAUUUGGGCCUCCUCCAGUCAGUGGAGCUGGAGAUGGAGGAGAAGAAGGAGGCGGUGGAAGUGGUGGAGGAGGAAGUGAUGGAGGUGGUGGAGGAGGAGGGCCAUAUGAAAAGAAUGACAAAAAACAAGAAAAGGAUGAAGGUCCAUCAAUCAGCACCCAUAGGCUGGCACUCACAAUGCUUAUCAAAAUUGUGAAGUCCUUGGGUUGUGCCUAUGGUUGUGGAGAAGGACACCGAGGGCUCUCUGGAGAUCGCCUGAGACACCAGGUAUUCCGGGAGAAUGCUCAGAACUGCCUCACAAAGCUGUACAAACUGGAUAGGAUGCAGUUCCGCCAGACCAUGAGGGAUUAUGUGAACAGAGAUUCUCUUAAUAAUGUGGUGGAUUUCCUUCAUGCUUUACUGGGAUUCUGCAUGGAGCCAGUCACAGACAAUAAAGCCGGAUUUGGGAAUAACUUUACCACAGUGGACAAGUCUACAGCACAGAGCGUAGAAGGUAUUAUUGUGAGCGCCAUGUUCAAGUCAUUGAUCACUCGCUGUGCUUCUACUACACAUGAGCUGCACAGUCCGGAAAACCUUGGCUUGUACUGUGAUAUCCGUCAGCUUGUUCAGUUUAUCAAGGAGGCUCAUGGGAAUGUCUUUCGGAGAGUGGCGCUCAGUGCCCUCUUGGACAGCGCUGAAAAAUUAAUACCAGGAAAAAAAACAGAGGAAACAGAGCAAGAGCUGAAAUCUUCUGGGAGCAAAAGAUCUGAGAUGGGAAGCGUCAUCAUUGACAAAGGUCCGGCAUCAGCUGCACCCGAUGAAUGUCGCAGUUACAUCUCAAGCCGCCCAAUGCAAACUCCAGAACAUGAUGAGCAAAACCAAGGUGCUGUUCUAGGACGCAAGGACUUCUGGCGAAAGAUGUUCAAAUCACAGAGUGCAGCAAGUGAUACCAGUAGUCAGUCUGAGCAGGACACAUCUGAAUGCACCACUGCUCACUCUGGGAACACUACAGACAGACGCUCCCGUUCCCGUUCUCGACGAAUCUCCCUUCGAAAGAAACUCAAACUCCCCAUAGGUAAAUGGAACUGGCUGAAGCGCUCUUCCCUCUCUGGCCUGGCUGAUGGGGUGGAAGAUCUCCUAGAUAUCAGCUCUGUUGACCGUUUGUCUUUCAUCAGACAAAGUUCCAAGGUGAAGUUUACCAGUGCAGUGAAGCUGUCAGAAGGAGGGGGGCCAGGAGGUGGCCUGGACAACGGGCGAGAUGAAGAGGAGAAUUUCUUCAAGCGUCUUGGUAAAUGGCGCACCUGCCGAAGACACCCAUCCAAGCUUCAUCACACAGAAGAAAAAGAUGGUUGCCAUAGCUUUGAUGAUCAUUUGACCUCCAACCAAGAAGGAGGAAAAUCCAAGAACGUUGUGAAUCUGGGAGCAAUCCGCCAAGGGAUGAAGCGCUUUCAGUUUCUCCUGAACUGCUGUGAACCAGGCACUAUCCCCGAUGCUUCCAUUUUAGCAGCGGCCCUAGAUCUUGAAGCUCCUGUAGUGGCGAGAGCAGCCCUAUUCCUUGAGUGUGCACGUUUUGUUCAUCGCUGCAACCGUGGCAACUGGCCUGAGUGGAUGAAGGGCCACCAUGUGAACAUUACUAAGAAAGGCCUGUCCCGUGGACGUUCUCCUAUUGUUGGCAACAAAAGGAACCAGAAACUGCAGUGGAAUGCAGCUAAGCUCUUCUACCAAUGGGGAGAUGCAAUUGGUGUCCGCCUCAACGAGCUGUGCCAUGCUGAGAGUGAGAGCCCUGCCAACCUGCUGGGCCUCAUUUAUGAUGAGGAGACCAAGAGGCGCCUGAGAAAGGAGGAUGAGGAAGAAGACUUUUUAGAUGACAGCACCGUGAAUCCUACCAAAUGUUGUUGUCCUUUUGCACUGAAAAUGGCAGCCUGCCAGCUUCUCCUGGAGAUAACCACUUUCCUUCGAGAGACCUUUCCGUACAUGCCUAGGCCACGUCCUGAGCCUCUUGUGGAUCUGGAGAGCUGUAGGCAACAUCUGGACCCUGAGAUGGACCGGCACAGGUAUGAAAGAAAAAUCAGCUUUGCUGGGGUUCUGGAUGAAAAUGAAGAUUCAAAGGAUUCCCUGCACAGCAGCAGCCACACCCUCAAAUCUGAGGCUGGCUUCGAGGAGAAAAAAGAAGGGAGCCCUUGGAGUGCGAGUGAACCUAGCAUUGAGCCAGAGGUGCUGAGCAGCACAGGCACGGAGGAGAACUAUCAUCGGAACAUGUCGUGGCUGCAUGUUAUGAUCCUAUUAUGCAAUCAGCAAAGUUUCAUAUGUACUCACAUUGACUACUGUCACCCACACUGCUACCUCCAUCAUAGCCGGUCCUGUGCUCGCCUUGUCCGUGCCAUCAAACUCCUGUAUGGAGACACAGUGGACUCUCUUCGAGAAAACAGCACGUUGAACAGUGUGGCAAGAGGCAAAAAGCAAAAAGAAUGCUCAGACAAGUCAUGCCUCAGAACUCCUUCUCUUAAAAAGAGAGUGAUUGAUAUCAACUUGGAAGGAAAGAAAGACUCUGGAAUGUUAAAAUACAUUAGGCACCAGGUAAUGAGCCUCUCCCCUGCACCUUUGUCACUGCUAAUCAAGGCAGCUCCUGUCCUCACAGAGGAAAUGUAUGGGGACAUCCAGCCUGCAGCAUGGGAGCUCCUGCUUAGUGUGGAUGAGCACAUGGCUGGGGCAGCAGCUGCCAUGUUCCUGCUAUGUGCUGUGAAAGUGCCAGAGGCUGUUUCUGACAUGCUGAUGUCUGAAUUUCAUCACCCGGAGACAGUGCAAAGACUGAAUGCCAUUCUCAAAUUUCACACACUCUGGAGGUUUCGGUAUCAAGUCUGGCCAAGGAUGGAAGAAGGAGCUCAACAGAUCUUUAAGAUCCCUCCUCCAAGUAUAAACUUCACUUUGCCUUCUCCUGUCCUGGGGAUGCCCUCUGUACCAAUGUUUGAUCCUCCCUGGGUCCCUCAGUGCAGUGGGAGUGUGCAAGAUCCUAUAAAUGAAGACCAGUCGAAGUCAUUUUCAGCCAGAGCAGUGUCUCGUUCCCAUCAGCGAGCAGAGCACAUCCUAAAGAACCUGCAGCAGGAGGAAGAGAAGAAACGCUUAGGUCGGGAAGCCAGUCUCAUCACUGCUAUCCCCAUCACUCAGGAGGCCUGCUAUGAGCCAACCUGCACACCAAGCUCGGAGCAGGAAGAAGAAGUAGAAGAAGUUGCCAACCUGGCCUCCCGCCGUCUCUCUGUGAGUCCUUCCUGCACCUCCAGUACAUCUCAUAGGAACUAUUCUUUCCGUCGUGGCUCUGUAUGGUCAGUGCGGUCAGCAGUCAGUGCAGAAGAUGAAGAACAUACUACAGAGCAUACUCCAAACCAUCAUGUGCCACAGCCACCUCAAGCUGUGUUUCCAGCAUGCAUCUGUGCAGCAGUGCUCCCCAUUGUCCAUUUAAUGGAAGACGGAGAAGUCCGGGAGGAUGGAGUAGCUGUGAGUGCUGUUGCUCAGCAGGUCCUGUGGAACUGCUUAAUUGAAGAUCCCUCUACAGUUCUGCGCCAUUUCCUGGAGAAGCUCACAAUAAGCAACCGACAGGAUGAGCUAAUGUAUAUGUUAAGGAAGCUUUUGUUGAAUAUUGGUGACUUUCCUGCGCAGACAUCUCAUAUCCUCUUUAAUUACUUGGUAGGACUGAUCAUGUAUUUUGUACGCACUCCAUGUGAAUGGGGCAUGGAUGCCAUUUCUGCCACACUAACCUUCCUUUGGGAAGUGGUGGGUUAUGUCGAAGGCCUUUUUUUCAAGGAUCUCAAACAGACUAUGAAGAAGGAACAGUGUGAAGUGAAACUGCUGGUGACUGCCUCAAUGCCAGGCACAAAGACCCUUGUUGUGCAUGGACAGAAUGAGUGUGACAUACCAACUCAGUUACCAGUCCAUGAAGAUACACAGUUUGAGGCUCUUCUGAAGGAGUGUCUGGAGUUUUUUAACAUACCUGAAACACAGUCUUCUCAUUACUUUUUAAUGGAUAAGCGAUGGAAUCUUAUUCAUUACAACAAGACCUAUGUUCGUGAUAUUUAUCCUUUCCGGAGGUCAGUUUCUCCCCAGCUCAACCUGGUGCAGAUGCAUCCAGAAAAGGGUCAAGAGCUCAUUCAGAAGCAGGUGUUCACCCGUAAACUAGAAGAGGUGGGCCGGGUGUUGUUCCUCAUAUCACUGACACAGAAAAUCCCUACUGCCCACAAGCAGUCACACGUAUCAAUGCUUCAGGAAGACCUCCUCCGUUUGCCUUCAUUUCCCCGAAAUGCCAUUGAUGCUGAGUUCUCACUCUUCAGUGAUCCCCAAGCUGGAAAAGAGCUCUUUGGUCUCGAUACUCUUCAGAAAAGCUUGUGGAUUAAGCUGCUGGAAGAGAUGUUCCUUGGCAUGCCAAGCGAGUUCCCCUGGGGGGAUGAGAUCAUGCUGUUCUUGAAUGUCUUCAAUGGUGCCCUGAUCCUGCACCCUGAAGACAGUGCCUUGCUGAGGCAGUAUGCUGCCACAGUCAUCAACACAGCUGUGCACUUUAACCACCUCUUCUCCCUCAGUGGGUACCAGUGGGUGCUCCCCAGCAUGUUGCAGGUAUACUCUGACUAUGAAAGCAACCCACAGUUACGCCAAGCAAUGGAGUUUGCAUGCCGCCAGUUCUACGUUCUGCAUCGCAAGCCCUUUAUUCUGCAACUGUUUGCAAGUGUUGCCCCUUUGCUGGAGUUCCCUGAUGCUACAAACAAUGGAACCAGCAAAGGAGUGUCUGCUCAGUGCCUGUUUGACCUGCUGCAGUCCUUAGAGGGAGAUACUCCAGACAUUUUGGACAUCUUAGAGCUGGUGAAAGCAGAAAAGCCUCUCAAGUCAUUAGACUUCUGCUAUGGGAAUGAGGACUUGACCUUUUCAAUCAGUGAAGCCAUCAAGCUAUGUGUGACAGUGGUAGCCUAUGCUCCUGAGUCAUUCAGAAGCCUCCAGAUGCUGAUGGUCUUGGAAGCAUUGGUUCCCUGUUACUUGCAGAAACUGAAGCAACAAACCUCUCAAGUGGAGACUGUGACAGCAGCUCGUGAGGAGAUUGCUGCUAUGGCUGCACUUGCCACCUCUUUGCAGGCCCUCUUAUACAGUGUAGAAGUUCUCACCAGGCCUAUGACAGCCCCACAGAUGAGUCGAUGUGACCAAGGCCAUAAAGGGACCACAGCAGCUAACCACACCAUGUCAGCAGGUGUGAACACCAGGUACCCAGAACAGGGAGCCAAACUACACUUUAUCAGGGAGAACCUUCAUUUACUGGAGGAGGGCCAAGGUCUUCCCCGAGAAGAACUGGAUGAACGAAUUGCUAGAGAGGAGUUCAGGAGACCACGGGAGUCACUGCUGAAUAUCUGCACUGAGUUUUACAAGCACUGUGGUCCAAGGCUGAAGAUUUUGCAGAACCUGGCUGGAGAGCCCAGAGUCACCUCUCUGGAAUUGCUGGAUGUGAAGUCACACAUGAGAUUGGCAGAAAUUGCACACUCCCUGCUGAAAUUGGCACCUUAUGACACACAGACGAUGGAAAGCCGAGGUCUCCGGCGCUACAUCAUGGAAAUGUUACCCAUCACUGACUGGACAGCUGAGGCGGUGAGACCUGCCCUUAUCCUCAUCUUAAAGAGAUUGGAUCGUAUGUUCAAUAAAAUUCACAAGAUGCCUACUCUGAGGCGCCAGGUUGAGUGGGAGCCUGCCAGCAAUUUGAUUGAAGGGGUUUGUUUGACACUUCAGAGGCAGCCAAUCAUAUCCUUCCUGCCUCACCUUAGGUCUCUGAUCAAUGUGUGUGUCAAUCUGGUGAUGGGAGUGGUAGGACCCUCCAGUGUGGCUGACGGAUUACCCCUUCUUCAUCUCAGCCCUUAUCUCUCGCCACCUCUGCCCUUCAGCACAGCUGUUGUCCGGCUUGUAGCAUUGCAGAUACAGGCUUUGAAAGAAGAUUUCCCCCUAAGCCAUGUCGUCUCCCCAUUCACCAAUCAGGAAAGAAGGGAAGGAAUGCUUUUAAACCUACUGAUUCCAUUUGUGCUCACAGUAGGAUCUGGAAGCAAAGACAGCCCCUGGCUGGAGCAGCCUGAGGUCCUGCUGCUGCUCCAGACUGUUAUCAAUAUCCUCCUGCCACCUCGCAUCAUCAGCACUUCCCGCAGCAAGAACUUUAUGCUGGAGAGCUCCCCUGCCCACUGUUCCACCCCGGGGGAUGCGGGGAAGGACCUGCGGCGGGAAGGGCUCGCAGAGUCCACCAGCCAGGCUGCCUACCUGGCCUUGAAGGUGAUCCUUGUUUGUUUUGAACGCCAACUCGACAGCCAGUGGUACUGGCUGAGCCUGCAAGUCAAAGAGAUGGCGCUGCGGAAGGUGGGAGGGCUGGCCCUGUGGGAUUUCCUCGACUUUAUCGUGCGAACACGGAUCCCUAUCUUUGUGCUCCUUCGGCCAUUCAUCCAGUGCAAGCUGCUGGCCCAGCCGGCUGAGAACCAUGAGGAGCUGACUGCGCGACAGCACAUUGCUGACCAGCUGGAGAGACGGUUCAUACCGCGCCCUCUCUGCAAGAGCUCCCUCAUUGCAGAAUUCAAUAAUGAGCUGAAGAUCCUGAAGGAGGCAGUGCACAGUGGAUCUGCUUACCAAGGGAAGACGUCUGUGAGCACCGUGGGGACCUCCACUUCUGCUUACCGCCUGAGUCUGGCCACCAUGUCCCGUUCCAACACUGGCACUGGCACAGUCUGGGAGCAGGACAGCGAGCCUUCCCAGCAGGCCUCCCAGGACACACUGAGCCGUACAGAUGAGGAGGAUGAAGAAAAUGACUCCUUGAGCAUGCCCAGUGUGGUAAGUGAACAAGAAGCAUACCUUAUGGGUGCCAUUGGGAGGAGGCGGUUCUCCAGCCAUCUCUCCAGCGUGUCUGCACCUCAGGCUGAGGUGGGCAUGUUGCCCAGCCAAAGUGAACCUAAUGUCCUUGAUGACUCCCCGAGCCUGGCCACUGAGGGCAGCCUCUCUAGGGUGGCAAGUGUGCAGAGUGAGCCAGGACAGCAGAACCUCCUUCUGCAGCAACCCCUGGGGCGGAAGAGAGGUCUACGGCAGCUUCGACGACCACUGCUGUCACGUCAAAAAACUCAGACUGAACCUCGUAGCCGCCAUGGAGCUCGACUUUCAACCACUCGGCGGAGCAUCCAGCCAAAACCAAAACCAAGUGCAGAGCAGAAGCGUUCGGUGACUUUCACUGAAGCCCAGCCUGAGGCAACACCACCAUCCCCAGCCAAGUCCCCAGCUUCGGCUGCCCAGCAGCAGGGCUGCAGCCGCAGCAGCCCCCAGGAGAGCAGCAAGCAGGAAGCGCCAAGUAAACCUGGGCUGACGUCCUCACCUGCUGUUGUCGUAGCUGAUCUCCAUAGCCAGACCACUGGCCAGAGCGAGGCACUUUCUGCUGAGAAGGAGAAAGAGGAGAGCGUGGAGUCCCGGCCAGCCACAGCACAAAGCACGCCGCCCACACAGCUCUCCGACACCGAGGACUACGCUGGCCUCGAGACCACCAGCUUACUGCAGCACGGGGACACGGUCCUCCACAUCAGUGAGGACAACGGGAUGGAAAACCCCUUGCUGGCUACUCGCUUCAGCUUCACACAUGUGGAGCUUGGGGAGACGGACGUCGACCUAGAUGAAUCUCAUGUUUAACUCUUGGGGAGGUACAGUAGUGGGAGGAGGAAG
Molecule: messenger RNA, 11067 nt
Organism: Numida meleagris (helmeted guineafowl)
Lineage: Eukaryota; Metazoa; Chordata; Aves; Galliformes; Numididae
Gene: UNC80
Product: unc-80 homolog, NALCN channel complex subunit
Exons: 66
Coding region: 1204-11034 (3276 amino acids)
Biological process (GO): monoatomic cation homeostasis
Cellular component (GO): cation channel complex; axon
Molecular function (GO): monoatomic cation channel activity
Source: RefSeq, a predicted model, not a curated record